Messenger RNA from Bactrocera dorsalis (oriental fruit fly), 1026 nucleotides. Its product is annotated as modular serine protease-like. Gene Ontology annotation, cellular component: plasma membrane. Lineage: Eukaryota; Metazoa; Arthropoda; Insecta; Diptera; Tephritidae. The record is from RefSeq and is a predicted model, not a curated record. The coding region runs from base 368 to 1012 and encodes 214 amino acids. Gene Ontology annotation, molecular function: protein binding. The transcript is spliced from 3 exons.
AAUGCCAAUCUACAUAAAUUUGAUAAACCACGCAGUCCACAUGUACUCCAUGUUUUGAAUGAGAUUGCUGAAUUUUGUUAAUAACAACAACUUUUCGUAGCAGAAAGUACAUACAUAAAUUCAUAUUCAAAAUUAUUCUUGCGAUUUAAAGGCUCUUUAUCAUAUUAUAUGUAGCUACUCUCCACAAAUUUUCGCUCCACACACAAUCGCAGUGAAGAGUUAAUUACGAAUUCCUCUCGAACCGAUAACGAGCCGCGUGUAAAGCUUUUCUAAUGCCUUUCUUGCAAUCAGUACUCCACGAACCAACGGCCAAAGAAGUUUUUUCAAGCUAAAGAAAUAAUCAAACAGAAAAGAAUUUAUGAAUUAAAUGCAAAAAGUACUGGUUACAUUUCCGAAAAUGUCAAGCUUUCAAACAUUCUUGCUCCUGAUCGUCACGUUGUGUGUGAGUUGGAAAAGUGCUAUUGCUGCAAAAGUGUGCAGUGCAGAGAAUAAAGAGUGGGCGUGUAAGUCCGGCGACUGUAUUGCAACAAAAAAUCUGUGCGAUGGCAUCCCGCACUGCCGCGAUGGUUCCGAUGAGACGAAAGCAUCUUGCAAAGGGAUGCAAUGUUCAUUUGCUUCAUUUCGCUGUGAUUAUGGUGCAUGUAUAUUACUCGAUUUCGUGUGUGACGGUAUUCCCGAUUGUGUUGAUUCAUCAGAUGAGGACAGUGAGAUGUGUCUCAAACGACGCAAUGAUUUACUGAAUGAUGAAAUAGAUGAGGAAAUAAAUCGAAAAAAAUGUAUUGAUGACGGGCAAAUGGAGUGUUGGUCGGGUCAGUGUAUCAGCAUCACUGAUAAAUGUAAUGGCGUAGAGGACUGUGACGACGGUACUGAUGAGCUGUAUUCUUUGUGCCAGACGAUAUUGUGUAUGCAACAUCAGUUCCAAUGCGAUUAUGGCGCGUGUUUACCCAUGAAAGCCAAAUGUAAUGGAACAAAGGAAUGCUUCGAUGGCAGCGAUGAGUACGAAGGACUUUGAAAGAAGGAAAUUGC